Messenger RNA from Condylostylus longicornis, 4285 nucleotides. RefSeq names its product unconventional myosin ID (gene Myo31DF). Gene Ontology annotation, biological process: actin filament organization; vesicle transport along actin filament. The transcript is spliced from 3 exons. Bases 896 to 3934 code for a protein of 1012 amino acids. Gene Ontology annotation, cellular component: cytoplasm; microvillus; plasma membrane. The record is from RefSeq and is a predicted model, not a curated record. Gene Ontology annotation, molecular function: ATP binding; actin filament binding; microfilament motor activity. Lineage: Eukaryota; Metazoa; Arthropoda; Insecta; Diptera; Dolichopodidae.
AAUUACAAAAAAAAAAAAAUAAACAAUUGCAUAAAAUUUUGAAAAUUGGACGAAAAGAAAGAAACAAUAAUAAAAAUAUUGUGUGAAUUAUUUUAAGAAAUAAUAUUGAAUAACUUGUUAUUAUUGAAAAUAUUUCUUCAAGAAAACAUUAAUAUUACACAUGUACCAAACAACUAACUAAUUAAAUCAUACCAUAAAAUCAUAUGCAAAGAAAAUUUUAAUUUGUACUUACCUUCCAUAUGGUAAAUAUUAAAAAAUGAAAUUAAAACAAAGGAAAAUUUAAAAUAACAAUAUGCACAUAUAACGAAAAUGAUCUACAUACAAAACUAAAGAUAAAAAAUGAGAAAAAAAGUGAUCAUAAUAAAAAACAAGAAAAACAAAAAGAGUUUAUAUCAGACAGUGAAAUUAAUUUAAACUUCCAUUUUUGAAACAGCAGGGAAUGUUAUUAUGGUCUGUCCAGAAAAACAAGAUCAAAAUAAAUUAAAUUUGAAUAAAGAGGUUAACCAGUAAAGUUUGAAUUUAAUAAAUUUAUUUAAAAUAAAACAAAAAAUAUACUUAAUAUGCGUAUAUUUACACAAAUAUUAUAAUAUAUUUUCGUUAUAUAAUAAAUAAAUAUAGAAAAUGAAUGAACUGAAUGAAUCAUAAUAUUUAAAAAUAAUAAUAAAUUAUUCUACACUUACUAUAAUAAGAAAAUAAUUUUUAAAUAAGUAAAUGACAUAAUCGUGUGUUUCUAAAGAAAAUUCCAUUGAAUAUUUUUAAAAAAAUAUAUAUACGUAUGUAUAUAUUAUACAUAAAAUUAUAAUUUGAUAAAAAAUAUUAAAAAAAAAAAAAAAUAAAGUGAAUUUUAUCAUUUUUGAAAAACUUUACAAAAGCCAGAAAAAAUAAAAAUACAAAAAUGCAUUCCGAAGUUGGUGUUGGUGAUUUUAUAUUAUUAGAUGAUAUAACAUUAGAAAAAUUUAUUGAAAAUUUAAGAAAACGUUUUCAAUCAAAUAAAAUAUAUACAUAUAUUGGUGAAGUAUGUGUAUCAAUGAAUCCAUAUAAACAGAUGCCAAUAUAUGGUAAUGAUUAUAUUAAUCAAUAUAAAGGUAGAGAAUUUUUUGAAAAUCCACCACAUAUAUUUGGUAUUGCUGAUGCUGCAUAUCGUACUGUUAAACAACAACAAAAUGAUACAUGUAUAUUAAUAUCUGGUGAAUCUGGUGCUGGUAAAACAGAAGCAUCAAAAAUUAUAAUGAGAUAUAUUGCGGCUGUGACAAAUUUACAUUCGAAAAAUGAAAUUGAACGUGUUAAAAAUGUUUUAAUACAAUCAAAUACAAUAUUAGAAACAUUUGGUAAUGCUAAAACAAAUCGUAAUGAUAAUUCUAGUCGUUUUGGUAAAUAUAUGGAUAUUGAAUUUGAUUAUAAAGCUGAUCCAAUUGGUGGUAUUAUUAAUAAUUAUCUAUUAGAAAAAUCACGUGUUGUUAAACAACAAAUUGGUGAAAAAAAUUUUCAUAGUUUUUAUCAAUUAUUAAAUGGUGCAAAUGAUAAACAAUUAAAAGAAUAUAAUUUAAAAAAUAAUUCAUUUGAUUAUUAUUAUACAAAUAAUAAUAAUAAUGAUAAUAAUAAUAAUUAUAAUCAUAAUGAUACAAUCGGUUCAGAUCGACGUGAUUUUCAACAAACAAUAAAUGCAUGUAAUACAUUAGGUUUUACACAAGAUGAUAUAAAUACAAUAUGGAAAACAGUUGCUGCUAUUUUACAUAUUGGUAAUAUUAAUUUUGAUACUGAUGAAGAUCAAUUAAUUAUAAAAAAUCGACAAAAUCUUAUAUCUGCUGCAAAAUUAUUAGAUAUUAAUGAUAAUGAAUUAUUUGAUUCAUUAACAAAACGUACAAUUGCUGCUGGUGGUAAUAUUAUUAAAAAAGAUCAUGAUAUAAAAUCAGCAUAUUUUGGACGUGAUGCAUUUGCAAAAGCAAUUUAUGAACGUUUAUUCUCAUGGAUUAUUAAAAAGAUUAAUACGGCUAUUGAAGUGCCGAAAUAUCAGAGAGGAAGCAGAUCAGUAAUAGGUGUACUUGACAUUUAUGGUUUUGAAGUUUUCGAUAGCAACAGUUUCGAACAAUUUUGUAUUAAUUAUUGUAAUGAAAAAUUACAACAACUUUUUAUUGAACUUGUUUUGAAACAAGAACAAGAAGAAUAUUCCCGGGAAGGAAUUGAAUGGAAAAACAUUGAUUAUUUUAAUAAUAAAAUAAUAUGCGAUUUAGUUGAAAAUAUAUAUAAAUCGGUAAUCGAUGAAGCAUGUUUAACAGUUGGUAAAGUUGAUGAUGGAACAUUAGUUACAACUAUGGAUAAAAAGUUAGCGAAUCAUAAACAUUAUAGUAGUAGACAAAUUCAACCAACGGAUAAAACUUUAAAACAUAAAGAAGAUUUUCGUAUAACACAUUAUGCUGGAGAUGUCACAUAUAAUAUUACAGGUUUUAUGGAAAAAAAUAAAGAUACAUUAUAUCAGGAUUUCAAGAGAUUAUUAUAUCAUUCGAAAAAUCCAAAUAUUAAUCAAAUGUGGCCGGAUGGUGCACAAUCGAUUAGUCAAACAACAAAAAGACCAUUAACAACAAGUACAUUAUUUCAAAAAUCAAUGUUAGAAUUGGUUUCAACCCUAUUAAAAAAAGUGCCAUAUUAUGUACGAUGUAUUAAGCCGAAUGAUAUUAAAAGUCCAACUGUUUUUGAUGAAAAUCGUGUAAUACAUCAAGUUAGUUAUCUUGGUUUAUUGGAAAAUGUAAGAGUUCGUAGAGCUGGUUUUGUUUAUCGUCAAAAAUAUGAUAAAUUUUUGUUACGUUACAAAAUGAUUUCACAAUACACUUGGCCUAAUUUUCAUAGUGGUUCAGCAAAAGAAGCUACACAAGUGCUUAUUAAUGAAAAAGGUUUUGAUAAUGAUGUUAAAUAUGGUCAUAAUAAAAUAUUCAUUCGUUCACCAAGAACUCUAUUUUCAUUGGAACAUCAACGUAAUGAAAUGAUACCACAUAUAGUUACAUUAUUACAAAAACAAGUACGUGGUUGGAUUGCACGUAAACAAUUUAAACGUUUGAAAGCAACAAUUUAUAUACAAAAUUAUUACCGCCGAUAUAAAUUACGUUCAUAUAUUGGAGACUUAGAAAAGAAAUUUAAGAAUGCAAAAAAUAUGCCAGAUUAUGGUAAAAAUAUUAAAUGGCCACAUCCACCAUUAGUUGCAAGACAUAUUGAAAAUGAUUUACAUCGAAUUUUUGAUAGAUGGCGAGGUUAUAUGAUUUUACGUAAAUAUCCAAGAGAUGAAUGGGUUCAAAUGCAUUUAAAAAUUUCAACAGCAUGCGUUUUGAGAAAUUGUCGUAAAUAUUGGGGACAAAAUCGUAAAUGGCUAGGUGAUUAUUUAUCAUUGUCGCAGGAAAAUCGUUUUAAUACACAAUAUGAAACAUCUGUUAAAAAUAUGAAAAAUAUUGAUAGAUUUCAGCAAAUUUUAUUUUCAUCUUUUAUUAGAAAAAUUAAUAAACAUAAUAAAACAGCUGAUCGUGCUAUAAUUAUAACUGAGAAUUCAAUUUAUAAAAUUGAUAGUGCUAAAACAAAAUUUCGUAAUAUGAAACGUUCAAUAUUUAUUAAAGAUUUAUCUGGUAUAAGUAUAACACCUGGUAAAGAUCAAUUAAUUGCAUUUCAUUCACCAGAAAAAAAUGAUUUAGUAUUUAUAAUACAAGCAGAAGAUGGUAUUAUGUUAAAAGAAGAUCGUAUCGGUGAAAUAAUUGGUGUUGUCAAUUCAAGAUAUACAAAAUUACGAGGAAAAGAUAUUAAUAUAUCAUGUAGUCCAACAAUUUUAUGCCAUUUAGGUGGAAAAUCAAAAUCAAUAACAGUUCAAGCAACCGCUUCACAUGCAACAAAUGUAUUUAAAGUGAUUGAUAAAUCCAAUUUACUAUUAGAAGUGCCUUCAGAGUAUUGUGUUUAAGUUUUUUUUUUUUUUAAUUUUAAUUUUAAACUGAAUAAUUCGGAUUCUUUUAUUUUAAAAAACAAAAUGAAUUUACUUAAUUAGAUUUAUAAAUUGGCCGUAUUUUAGUUAUACACUUUAUUAAAAAGUUUUUAAUUUUUUAAAUGUAUGUUAAAUGUAUAAUUAAGAAAAUAAUAUUUUUUUUUUUUUACGAAAGUAAGUUUGUAUUAAUUUGUUUUAAUUUUUUUUUAAUAAUAAAGCUUUUUAUGAAAUAUUUUAAAAAUAAUUAGAAUUAAAACUAUUGAUUUUUAAUUAUUACAUAAACAAACUCAUAGUAAACAUAAAAUUCAAUUUCUAAAUUUCAUAAAAAUU